Molecule: messenger RNA, 3835 nt
Organism: Cebus imitator (Panamanian white-faced capuchin)
Lineage: Eukaryota; Metazoa; Chordata; Mammalia; Primates; Cebidae
Gene: SLC8A2
Product: solute carrier family 8 member A2
Exons: 10
Coding region: 185-3442 (1085 amino acids)
Biological process (GO): cell communication; calcium ion import across plasma membrane; sodium ion transmembrane transport
Cellular component (GO): postsynapse; axon; sarcolemma
Molecular function (GO): calcium:sodium antiporter activity
Source: RefSeq, a predicted model, not a curated record
CAGGGCCGCCUGUAUGCAUGGCAGCGGCUGUUAUGAUUAUUAAUGGGUGUCUUUGCGGUUGUCUCCGGCCUUUGUGAGGCUGUGCAGGCACAGCAUGUGAAUUUGGAUCUGGCUCCAGCUAAAACAUUCUUGCCCUCCCCCUAGUUCUGUGAGUCUGUAACUAUUUGUAGCUGUUGGCCCUUGUAUGGCUGGGAGACUGUGCGUGUGUGUGUGUGUGUGUGUGUGUGUGUGUUGGGGGGCGGGGGCUGCUUCUGAAACACAGGCGCGCCCUCCGUUGCUGUCCCCUGCCUCUGGUGCUGAACCCGGAGGCUGGGGAGGAGGCUCGGGCUCCCUGCUCCUCCCGCCCUGCUCCCCAGGCCCCUCCCCGGGCCUCCCCCGCCUCCCGCGCGGCCUCCCCUCUGCCCGCCUCCGCCUCCUCCCCCUCUCUCCGGCUCCUCCCCCUCCCUCCUCCCUCGCUCCCUCGCCGACUCCCCCUCCCCCGUGUCCCUCCCCUCUCCUCCUCUCCUCCCUCUAUCCCCUCUCCCUCCCCUCCUCCGGGCUCUCCCUCUCAGUCUCCGGCUUUUCUCUCUCUCAAUCUCUCUCUCUCCUUCGGGCGGAGUCGCCCACCACUGCCAGCCGAGCGCUGGGGGGACCUGCUCCAGGCUGUAGCUGCAGGACCCCACCGCCCCCCAUGGCUCCCCUGGCCUUGGUGGGGGUCGCACUCCUCCUGGCGGCUCCCCCAUGCUCCGGGGCAGCCACCCCAACCCCCUCCCUGCCGCCUCCCCCGGCCAAUGACAGCGACACCAGCACAGGGGGCUGCCAGGGCUCCUACCGCUGCCAGCCGGGGGUGCUGCUGCCCGUGUGGGAGCCCGACGACCCAUCUCUGGGUGACAAGGCGGCGCGGGCAGUGGUCUACUUCGUGGCCAUGGUCUACAUGUUCCUGGGCGUGUCCAUCAUUGCCGACCGCUUCAUGGCGGCCAUCGAGGUCAUCACGUCGAAGGAGAAGGAGAUCACCAUCACCAAGGCCAACGGCGAGACCAGCGUGGGCACCGUUCGCAUCUGGAAUGAGACAGUGUCCAACCUCACGCUCAUGGCCCUGGGCUCCUCCGCCCCCGAGAUCCUGCUCUCCGUCAUCGAGGUCUGCGGCCACAACUUCCAGGCAGGCGAGCUGGGCCCGGGCACCAUCGUGGGCAGCGCUGCCUUCAACAUGUUUGUGGUCAUCGCCGUCUGCAUCUACGUCAUCCCAGCCGGCGAGAGCCGCAAGAUCAAGCACCUGAGAGUCUUUUUCGUCACUGCCUCUUGGAGCAUCUUCGCCUACGUCUGGCUUUAUCUCAUCCUCGCUGUUUUCUCCCCGGGGGUGGUCCAGGUGUGGGAGGCGCUGCUGACCCUGGUCUUCUUCCCGGUGUGCGUGGUGUUCGCCUGGAUGGCCGACAAGCGGCUGCUCUUCUACAAGUACGUGUACAAGCGCUACCGCACCGACCCGCGCAGCGGCAUCAUCAUCGGCGCCGAGGGCGACCCCCCGAAGAGCAUCGAGCUGGACGGCACGUUCGUGGGCGCCGCCGAGGCCCCGGGGGGCGAGCUGGGCGCGCUGGGCGCGGGCCCCGCCGAGGCGCGCGAGCUGGACGCCAGCCGCCGCGAGGUCAUCCAGAUCCUCAAGGACCUGAAGCAGAAGCACCCGGACAAGGACCUGGAGCAGCUGGUGGGCAUCGCCAACUACUACGCGCUGCUGCACCAGCAGAAGAGCCGCGCCUUCUACCGCAUCCAGGCCACGCGGCUCAUGACCGGCGCGGGCAACGUGCUCCGCAGACACGCGGCCGACGCGUCGCGCAGGGCGGCCCCGGCCGAGGGCGCGGGCGAGGACGAGGACGACGGCGCCAGCCGCAUCUUCUUCGAGCCCAGCCUCUACCACUGUCUGGAGAACUGCGGCUCCGUGCUGCUGUCCGUCACGUGCCAGGGCGGCGAGGGCAACAGCACCUUCUACGUGGACUACCGCACCGAGGACGGCUCGGCCAAGGCGGGCUCCGACUACGAGUACAGCGAGGGCACGCUGGUGUUCAAGCCCGGCGAGACGCAGAAGGAGCUGCGCAUCGGCAUCAUCGACGACGACAUCUUCGAGGAGGACGAGCAUUUCUUCGUGCGGCUGCUGAACCUGCGCGUGGGUGACGCGCAGGGCAUGUUCGAGCCCGACGGCGGCGGGCGGCCCAAAGGGCGGCUGGUGGCGCCCCUGCUGGCCACCGUCACCAUCCUGGACGACGACCACGCGGGCAUCUUCUCCUUCCAGGACCGCCUGCUGCACGUGAGCGAGUGCAUGGGCACCGUGGACGUGCGCGUCGUGCGCAGCUCGGGCGCGCGCGGCACCGUGCGCCUCCCCUACCGCACGGUGGACGGCACGGCGCGCGGCGGCGGGGUGCACUACGAGGACGCGUGCGGAGAGCUGGAGUUUGGCGACGACGAGACCAUGAAAACUCUUCAGGUGAAGAUAGUUGAUGACGAGGAAUAUGAGAAAAAGGAUAACUUCUUCAUUGAGCUGGGCCAGCCCCAGUGGCUUAAGCGAGGGAUUUCAGCUCUGCUACUCAGUCAAGGGGAUGGGGACAGGAAGCUAACAGCCGAGGAGGAGGAGGCUCGGAGGAUAGCAGAGAUGGGCAAGCCAGUUCUUGGGGAAAACUGCCGGCUAGAGGUCAUCAUCGAGGAGUCGUACGAUUUUAAGAACACGGUGGAUAAACUCAUCAAGAAAACGAACUUGGCCUUGGUAAUUGGGACCCAUUCAUGGAGGGAGCAGUUUUUAGAGGCAAUUACGGUGAGCGCAGGAGACGAGGAGGAGGAGGAGGACGGGUCCCGGGAGGAGCGGCUGCCGUCCUGCUUUGACUACGUGAUGCACUUCCUGACGGUGUUCUGGAAGGUGCUCUUCGCCUGCGUGCCCCCCACUGAGUACUGCCACGGCUGGGCCUGCUUUGGCGUCUCCAUCCUGGUCAUCGGCCUGCUCACCGCCCUCAUUGGGGACCUCGCUUCCCACUUCGGCUGCACCGUUGGCCUCAAGGACUCUGUCAACGCUGUUGUCUUCGUGGCCCUGGGCACCUCCAUCCCUGACACGUUCGCCAGCAAAGUGGCGGCGCUGCAGGACCAGUGCGCAGACGCAUCCAUCGGCAACGUGACCGGCUCCAACGCGGUGAACGUGUUCCUGGGCCUGGGCGUCGCCUGGUCGGUGGCCGCCGUGUACUGGGCGGUGCAGGGCCGCCCCUUCGAGGUGCGCACCGGCACGCUGGCCUUCUCCGUCACGCUCUUCACCGUCUUCGCCUUCGUGGGCAUCGCCGUGCUGCUGUACCGGCGCCGGCCGCACAUCGGCGGCGAGCUGGGCGGCCCGCGCGGACCCAAGCUCGCCACCACCGCGCUCUUCCUGGGCCUGUGGCUCCUGUACAUCCUCUUCGCCAGCCUGGAGGCGUACUGCCACAUCCGAGGCUUCUAGGGCCUUGCGCAGAGACUCGGCCUCACCGCCCGCCCGGGGCUGGGAUGCUCCGCCGAACCUGCUCUUGGACCCUGGUCUCCUUUUCCCUCCAGACUCAGCCUCCCCUCCUGGGACUCGGCCUCCCUCCCCACCCAGCUCCGGGCUUUGAUCGUCCCUGUCCUCUGUCCCCAGUAGCUCAGCCUUCCCUCUUCCUCGGGAGCCUCCCCAGUUCCUCCCCUGCGGUGACCCCAAUCUGGCCCAUCCUGUCGGUGACCAUCUACACCCCUGGGAGAAUUUCCACCCUAGUCCCCUCCCCAGGAAGCCACCCCCAGUGACAUCCUGAGGAUUCUAAGGGGGGGGGGGCGCGGGGAGAGACAGAGUUUCACUCUUGCCCCGGCUGGGUGCAGUGGCAUA